This is a messenger RNA of Eimeria maxima, 12786 nucleotides long. Its product is annotated as protein kinase, PfEST homolog, putative. The transcript is spliced from 6 exons. The record is from RefSeq and is a predicted model, not a curated record. Gene Ontology annotation, cellular component: nucleus. The coding region runs from base 1 to 12786 and encodes 4261 amino acids. Gene Ontology annotation, biological process: regulation of transcription by RNA polymerase II. Lineage: Eukaryota; Apicomplexa; Conoidasida; Eucoccidiorida; Eimeriidae. Gene Ontology annotation, molecular function: transcription cis-regulatory region binding.
AUGUCGCCUCCGGGCCAGGGCCUCUCUGCUGCUGGCUCAGGCGGCGCUAGCAGCAGCAGCAGCAGCAGCAGCAGCAGCAGCAGCAGAAGGCGCAGCAGCAAAAAGGCCCUUGUACAGGAACGCAGCCCUAGCCCGGGGAUCGAUCCCUGGGCAGUCAUUUCUUCCCCACCGCAAAUAAGAAAACAUAAAAGCAGCAGCAGCAGCAGCAGCCACAGCAGCAGCAGCAGCAGCAGCAGCACUUCCCAUACUACUCACGCGAAUUUGUUCACAACUCAGACCACCACCACUAGCAGCAGCAGCAACAGCAACAGCAGCAGCAGCAGCAGCAGCGGAUAUUGGACCGGCAGCAGCGGAUGGGAGACUCAAGGCAGAAGCCACAGCAGGAACAGCUGGUGUACCGGCAGCAGCAGCAGCAGCAGCAGCAGCAGCAGCGAUUGGGGCCUUAGCAGCAGCAGCAGCGGAUGGGGCUCUGGUGUAAGCUGGCUUGAGCGCUGCAGCAGCAUUGCUGCAGUGUGUCGCCACCCCGAGGUAAUAGACACGCAGCAGCAGCAGCAACAGCAGCAGCAACAGCAGCAACUGCACCAAGGGCAGCAACACCAGCAGCACCAGCAGCAGCAACAGCACAGCUGGCAGCAACAAUGGAGCACAGCUUGUCCAUCGCAGGAGUGGCAGCAGCAGCAGCAGCAUCCGCUGCAGCAGCAUCCGCUGCAGCAGCAGCAGCAGCAGCAACAGAAGCAGCAUCGCCACAGCUGGCAUCCGCAGCAAUACGGGGGGCUGCUGCAGCAGAGCGACUGGAAACUGCAGCAGCAGCAGCUGCAGCUGCAGCAACAGCAGCAGCUGCAGCAACAGCAGCAACUGCAGCAACAGCAGCAGCUGCUGCCAGACCCGCACCCGCCACAAACUGCUGAGGACCACUUGCGCAGGUGGCAGCAGCAGCAGCAGCAGCAGCAGCAACAGCAGCAGCAGCAUGCAGAGUCGCAGCUUCAAGGCUACCAACAUCAAGCUGACUGGUUUCAGCAGCAGCAGCAACAGCAGCAAGGCUGGCAGCAGCAACAACAGCAAACGCAACAGCAGCAACCGUGGCAGCAACAGCAGCAAGUAGGAUGGCUCCAACAGCAGCAGCAGCAGCAGCAGCAAAACGGUGUCCAGCAGGGAUGGCAUCAGCAGCAGCAGACCUGGCAGCUGUGUUCUGAGUGGGGGCAGGAGCAACAGCAGCUGCAGCAACAGCAGCUGCAGCAACAGCAGCUGCAGCAACAGCAGCUGCAGCAACAGCAGCUGCAGCAACAGCAGCUGCAGCAUCAGCAGUUGCAACAGCAGCAGUUGCAACAGCAGCAGUUGCAGCAGCAACAGUUGCAGCAGCAACAGCUGCAGCAACAGCAGCUGCACCAGCAACAGCUGCAGCAGCAGCAGUUUCAGCACCAGCAGCUGCAGCAGCAGCAGCUUCAGCAGCAGCAGUUGCAGCAACAUCAGCUCCAACAGCAGCAUCUGCAGCAACCGCAGCUCCAGCAGCAGCAGCUGCAACAACAGCAGCUGCAGCAGCAGCAGCUUCAGCAGCAGCAGCUGCAGCAGCUGCAGCACGGUCACUACGACUGGGCCCAGGUACAGCCAGCUUGUACCGUGGAGCAGCAGCAACUGCAGCACGUGCAGCAGCUGCAGCAAGUGCAGCAACCGCAGCACAUGCAGCAACAACAGCUGCUGCAGCAACAGCAGCACAUGCAGCAGCAGCAGCCGCAGCACACGCAGCAGCAGCCGUGGCUUCAUCAGCAUGCCCACUGCACGUGGGACUACCAGCAGCAGCAUAGUCCAUGGCGGCAGCAGCGGCAGCUGCAGCAGCAGCAGCAGCAGCAGACCACAACGCUACCAGCAGCAGCAUCAGCUCAUGAGUUCUUUAAGGCCUCUUCCCCCUCACCUCCACCCCCCCCUCCUCCCUUAUCACUGUCGCACCCGCAGCUGCAGCAGCACCAGCAACAGCAGCAGCAGCAGCAGCAAUGGGAGCAGCUGCAGCAGCAAUCCCUUACUCCUGCUGCGGAGUCUCCUUUUGCCUUCUAUACACCCGAGCACUGCAGCAGCACUUCCUUUGGUGGUGGCGGCAUUAGGGUUAGCAGCAGCCAUACUGCAGCAGCAACAGCAGCAGCUGCUGCUGCCGCUGGCACUGCGGAGACACGGCAGCAACGGAAGCAGCAGCAGCAGGAGAUCGUCGAUUGGCUGCUGCAGGGACGCUCUAGCGAAUCCCCAUACUCACACCAGCAGCAGCAGCAGCAACAGCAGCAGCAGCAGCAGCAGCAGUUUUGCAUGUCGUCGUCCUUGACUGACUCGCCUCAACCAUUCCAGGCUACCCCUAAUGAGCAGCAGCAGCAGCAACAGCAGCAGCAGCAGCAGCAGCAGCAGCUUUGUUUGACGCCAUAUGAUUUUGCUGCUUCUUGUAGCCCUCAACUGCAGCAGCAGCUUCCUCACCAUUUCGAGCAGCGGCUGCAGCAGCAAGUGCAGCAGCAAGUGCAGCAGCAAGUGCAGCAGCAAGUGCAGCAGCAAGUGCAGCAGCAAGUGCAGCAGCCACAGGUCUUCUCACCGCAGCAGCAACAACAGCAGCAGCAGCAGCAGCAGCAGCAAAAGCGCACUCCUCAUGCAGCUCCAUCAGCAACACCACAGACGGCGCAGCGCGUGCGGGUUGCUGCACGUUCUGCUAUUCAGCAGCUGCAGCAGCAGCAGCAACUGCUGCAGCAGCAGCGGAAGCAGCAGCAGCAGCAGCAGCAGCACGAGCAGCAGCAGAAGGCUUCGGUGCAGCAGGAAGUAACAGAAAAAGAGGCAUCUGUUAGUUGGCUGCAGGGGCUGCUGCAGCAGCAGCAGAGCCCCACACUAAAUAGGCAUAUAAAAGCAGCAUCAGCAACAGCAGCAACAGCAGCAACAGCAGCAGCAGCAGCAACAGCAGCAAGAACAUUCUCUCCACCACCUACAGCAGCAGCUGAAGCAGCGACUCAUGCGACAGCAGCAGCAGGUGCAACAGCUGCAGCAGCAAAAGCUGCACCACCGCCACGAGUCGCUGCUGCUGCUGCUCGCGCUGCAGCAGCUGUUGCAGCAGCAGGAGAGGCGAUAAGACAGGCUUCUGCUGCUACUCUGCCUGCUGCUGCCCCGCCUGCAUAUGCAGCAGCAAAACCGGCAGCAGCAGCAGCAGCGCUGUCUGUUGCAGCAGGGUCUCCUGCGGUAAGUGGUAGUGCUGCAGCAGCAGCAGCAGCUGCUGCUGCUGCUGCGGCUGAGGAGGGCGUGGCUUCUGUCUCUCUCAGCAGCACUGAAUACUGCAGCAAAGGCAGCAGCAAAAACAGCCAAGAUAGCAGCAAACACAGCAGCAAACACAGCAGCAAGAGAAGCAGCAGCAAGAGCAGCAGCAAGAGCAGCAGCAAGAGCAGUAGUAGCAGCAAGAGUAGCAACAGAAGCAGCAGCAGCAGCAGCAAGAGUGGCGGCAACAGUCACGGGGGCAGCAGCAGCAGCAGCAAACGAUACUCGUCUAGUAGCAAGACCAGUACCAGCAGCAGCAGCAGCAGCAGCAGCAGCACAACGCACCAUGGAGAGGCCUCAUGGGACAGCCAGCAGCAAACAGCAGCUGCAACAGCAGCAGCAACUGCCAUGGCAACAAAGCAACAACCUGCUGCUGCUGCUACUGCUGCUGCUCUUGUUGCUCCUGCUGCUGCUCCUGCUGCUGCUGAGGUGUCAGCAGCUGCCGCCUUCGCAUACUGCAGCCCAGUGGAAGCGCAGCAGCAGCAGCAGCAACAACAUUACCAGCAGCUGCAGCAGCAGCAACAGCCGCAGCAGAAGCAGCAAGUUGUUAAGCGAAUGGACGAGCCGGUGGCUGCCACAUACCUGAAUGAAGUACAGCAGCAGCAGCAGCAGCAGCAGCAGCAGCAGCAGCAGACCCUCCACCCGCUGGUGGACGAACAGCAGCUGCAACUGCAGCAGCAGCAGCAGCAGAGGGAUGCGCGCGACCCGCCAGGAGCGACCUCUCAACAGGAGGAGCUGCAGCAGCAGCAGCAGUCACAAGAGCAGCCAGAAGAUGUGCAGCAAGUACAGCAGCAGCAGCAGCAGCAGCAGCAGGGAGAGCAGCACGAGAUUGAACCACCAAGUAUGAAUAUGCCUUUGGGAGACCAGCAGCAGCAGCAGCAACAUCAGCAGCAGCAGCAGCAACAACAGCAGCAGCAGCAGCAACAACAGCACCUGCUGGGGCGAGUUGAUUCCUCAGCAGAUGGUGAAACUGCUGCUGCUGCUGCUGCUAGAGAAGAGCAGCAACUGCUGCCAGACACAACAAGCGCGUCGCCAUCAGCUGAUACAGAAGCUGCUGCAGCAGCCACAGCAGAAACAGCAGAUGCAGCAGCAGAAGCAACAGCUGCAGCAGCAGCCACAGCAGAAACAGCAGAUGCAGCAGCAGAAGCAACAGCUGCAGCAGCAGAAGCAACAGCUGCAGCAGCUGCAGCAGCUGCAGCAGCUCCAGAAGCAGCAGAAGCAACAACGAUAACUGCCUCAGCAGCAUCGACAGCUCCAUCAGCAGCUGCUGCACACGCAACAGCAGCAGCAGCAGCAGCAACAGUACCACCAGCAGCUGCUGCUGCCGUAACAGCAGCUGCGGAUACAGAAGAGUCGCGAGCUGAGGAAACCGCAGCAGCAGCAACAACAGCAGCACUAGGUGAUGCAGCAACGGCAGGAGCAACUGCAGCUGCAGAAGCAGCAGAAGCAGCAGCAGGAGGAAACGUAACCACCGCAGCUGCAGCAGCAACGGAUGCAGCAGGAGCCGACCUAGCAGCAACUGCAGCAAUCCAAGACAAAGCAGCAGAAGCAGCACCUGCAGCAGCACCUGCAGCAGCACCAAUCGAACCACAAAUGACUGCACAAGCAGCAGCAGCAGCAAAGCCAGCAGCAGCAGCAGAGGAAGCAGCCGUCUCAGCAGCAGGUCCUGGUGCCGACGCACCAGCAGCAGCAGCAACUGCUGCACCAGAUGGAGCAGCAGAAGGAACAGCAGAUGGAGCCACACCUGCCGCAGCAACUGCAGCAGCACCUGCCGCAGCAACUGCAGCAGCAACUGCAGCAGCACCUGCCGCAGCAACUGCAGCAGCACCUGCCGCAGCAACUGCAGCAGCAACUGCAGCAGAAACUGCAGCAGAAACUGCAACGGACACUGCAGCAGCAGACACUGCAUCAGCUACAGCUGCAGAUGCAGCAGAACCGACAGCAGCAGCAGACGCAGCAGCAGCAGAAGCACCGGCUGUAUCUGCUGCCUCUUCCCAGCAGCAGAAGCGGCGGCGGCGGCAAAAGCAGCAACAGCAGCAGCAGCAGCAGCAGCCGAAAGAAGUGGCAGCAGCAGCAGCUGCUGACUCUAGCAGUGUGCCUUCGAUGGAGCAGCAGGAGCAGCAAAAUGCACAAGAGGAGCAGCAGCAUGAGCAGCAGCAGCAGCAGGAGGAGGAACAGCAGCCGCAAGACGUGCAACUGGAACAAACCUCGCUGCUGCAGCAGGAGCAAGAUCCUCAGCAGCAGCAGGAAGUGCAGCAGCAGGAGCAGCAGCAGCAGGAGCCUGCAGCACCAGCAGAUGAGGGCGAGGCUGCUUCUGGCAUUGCAGCAGCUGCUGUGUCUUCGAAGGUCGUGGGCUCUGCUGCUGUUGCUGCUGCUACUGCUGCUGUUGAUGCAGCUGCAGCGGAUACUGCAGCACAGUCUCCUGCUGCACCUGAUGACGAUGCCGCUGCUGCAGCAGAGCAAGCUGCUGCUGCAGCAGCUGCUGAAUGGGGUGACGAGAGGGAUGAACAGCAGCAGGAGCAGCAACAGGACAGCAGCAGCAGCAGCAGCAGCAGCGCGACAACCGCUGCUGCAGAUGCCGCUGUUGCUGAGGAGCAACAAGGCGAAAUGGAGCAGCUACAGCAACCUGAACAGCAGCAGCAGCAGCAGCAGCACAGCAGCCCUACUGAGCAGGAAGAGGCAGCUGCAUUGCCCAGUGUCGCUCAAGCAGCAGACUCCAGCAGCAGCAGCAACAGCAGCAGCAGCAACGAACUUGGCGAGACACCGCAACCAUCAGACCAAGUUAUCCAGGGCAGCAGUAACAGCAGCAGCAGCAGCAGCAGCAACGGGAAGAAGCGCGUCGGUGGAGGUAAAGGAGCUGCUUCAGCUGCUGCUGCAGCAGCAGCAGCAGCAGCAGCACCCGCUGCUGCAGUUGUUGCAGAGCGUCCGCGCAAGCGAGGCCGCUGUGCUUCAGUGAAGUCGUCUGCCGCCGCAGCAGCAGCAGCAGCACCAGCAGCAGCAGAUGCUGCAGCAGGUGCAGCCGCAGAUGCAGCAGUAGGUGCAGCAACAGAUGCAGCAGUAGAUGCAGCACCAGAUGCUGCAGCAGAUGCAGCAGCAGAUGCAGCAGCAGAUCCUAAUUCUCCUGCUGCCUCUGCAUCUCCAACUGCAACGUCAGCAGCUACUACUAGUGCUGCUGCUGCUCCCGUUGCUUCUGCUGCUUCUGCAGCAGCAGCAGCAGCAGCUGCUGCUGCUGCAUCUGAUACGUGGGCGAAGCCGCUGCUGCGAAGCAGCGGAAGCAGCGCGGGAGCCCGAAGGAACCGCAGCGGCAGCAGCAGCAGCAGCAGCAGGAGUUUCUCACGUUUUGUUGCAUCUCUUGACAAGCAGCAGCAGCGGCAGGCCGAGCAGCCGCAGCAGGCACAUCGCCAGCAACCGCAGCGGCAGCAGCAGCAGCAGCAGCAACGAGCAGCAAGUGCAGCAAGUGCAGCACGAAGUGUCUCUGAUUAUCGUGGUGCUGCUAAGUCGCUGCAGUCGUCAUCUGCUGCUGCAUUCGAUGCAGCAGCAGCAGCAUCUCCGUUCUACUCUAGUGCUGUUGCUUCUGGUGCAGCAGCAGCAGCAGCAGGAGAAUCAGUAGCAACGGAGUCUUUGCUGCUGCGUCGUCGUGCUGCUCCACCUGUAACCCCCAGACCACAGCAGCAGCAGCAGCAACAGCAGCAACAGCAGCAGCAUUCGAGGCCAACACAUAGUGAUGGGCCAAUGCGUGCUGCUGCAGCACUGCAGCAACACCUGAAGCAGCCACGUACAGGCGCGUUGAAUCAGCUGCAGCAAGGGCAGCAACUGCAUCAUCAUAAUCAGCAGCAGCAGCAGCAUCAUCAACAGCAGCAGCAGCAGCAGCAGGAGCGGCUAGAGUGGUGGAUGGGUGUAGGGUGGCUAACUCUUAAGAACUCCCGUCUUGGCCAAGGGACCUUCGGCUCGGUCUAUGAGGCAGAGUGGUCAAGGGCGACGCAGCAGCAGCAGCAGCAGCUGCUGCUGCUACAGCAGCAGCUACAGGAGCAGCAGCAGCAACAACAGCAAGGCUGCAGGGUCUACCAAGGGACACAGCAGCAGCAACAAGAACAACAUUUUCAACAGCUGCUGCAGCAAAGAAAAGAUACACCCGAACUGCCUUGGAAGCAGCAGCAGCAGCAGGAGCAGCAACAGCAGCAGGAGCAGGAGCAGGAGCAAAAGCAGCAACAGUCUCCAUCUGUCCGUAGAGGAUCUCGGCGCAAGCGAUCUGCAGCAGCAUCUCCUUGUUGCAACAGCAACAGUAAUAAUAGUAGUAGCAGUAACAGCAGCAACAUCAACAACAACAACAGCAGCAGCAGCAGCAGCAGCAGCAGCAGCAACAACAGCAGCAACAUGAAUGCGGUUGUAAACAUAAGGAGCACAAACAACACCAACAGUAGCAUUGUUACAUGCCCAACCAGCAGCACAACAACAACCAUCGCCACGAUCAGCAGCAUAACCAGCAGCACCACAACCAUCAUCAGCAGCAGCAUCAGCAGGAGGAGCAGCAGGAGCAGCAGCAAGAGGAGGUGCAGCAAGUGCAGGAAAAUAGAUAGAUGUAAAUUAGCAUUAAAGGAAUAUAAGACUGCUGUGUCUGCUGCUCCUUUUCAAUUCUUAAGAGAAGAAUCAUUAAUGCAACAUUAUAAUCCUCAUGUUAUUAGGCCUAUUGCUACUCGUAGCUAUAGGGAACAGCAGCAGCAACACCAUCACCAUCAGCAGCAACAUAAUCGUCACCACCAGCAGAUGCAGCAGAUGCAGCAGAUGCAGCAGCAGAUGCAGCAGCAGCAGCAACAACAUGCUGCAGGAAAUAGAGUUUUUCAAUUACUUAUGCCACGAGCUAUUGGUGAUCUACAGGUCCUUCUUAGACGUCUUAUUGUACGAAGGGCAAAGGUUAAGCUCGUACUAGCAUGGCAUGCAGCGCAGCAACAGCAGCAGCAGCAGCAGCAGCAGCAGCAGCAGCAACAGCAGCAGAAACAGCAACAGCAACAGCAACAGCAGCAGGAUAAGCAACGAGAGGUGAUGCAGCAAAGAAACACUUCUUCAGUCUCUAUCAAAUCUGAGCCUACAGCUACAGCUCCCGCAGGAGCAGCAGCAGCAGCAGCAGCAACACCAACACGAGCAGCAGCAGCAGCAGGAGAUACAUCUGAGCAUGCAACAGCAGCAGCAGCAGCAGGAGGAGGAGGGGGCACUAUUAGUAUGGCGGAGGUCUUACGUAUAGUAGAUGUAAAAUUAUCUAAUAUAUUAGUAUUUACAAAAGAAAAAGAAGAAAAAGAAGAAAAAGAAGAAGAAAAAGAAAAAGAAGAAAAAGAAGAAGAAAAAGAAGAAGAAAAAGAAGAAGAAAAAGAAGAAGAAAUAUUUAAUCCCCUUUGUUGGCUCAUUUGUCUUGCUGACUUUGGAUCUGCUAUCAUUAAUCAUCCAAGAGAUCAUCUAAGGGCGUCAACACCAUGGAAGGGCGGACAAGAGGAGAAGCGAGCUGUCUGGGAGAAACAGGUCCGGCAGCAGCUGGUGUCAUUAAAUCAGGGUACUUUAUACUCUAAUGCCCCUGAGGUGCUGCGGGUAGAUGAGAGAGGUUUGCUGCGGCAGCAGCAGGACCCUGAUAAGUUAUUUACUAAUAAACGUUCGUUGCUGCGGUCUUCUUCCUCUUCUGCUGUUGCUGCUGCUGCAGCAGCAGCAACAGCUGCUGCUGCUGCGCCAAUGGCAAAGGAAAAACAGCUUGCUGCAAGAUCGGCACAUGCAGCAAAAGAUGCAGCAACAGCGCACAGCAGAUCUGCUGCAGCAGUAGCUGCCGCAACAGCUGCAGCAGCUGCAACACAUCGAACCCCUCAUGCUGCUGUUGCUGCAGCACCUUCUGCUUCCGUGGGUUCUGCCAAGGCUGCAGGUGCAGCAGCAGCAGCAGCAGCAACAGCAGCAAGCGAGCCAGAUGGCCGUGGCGGCGUUCCCACAAACCCUCCCACCAGCAUUCGGCCCAGCAGCAGUAGCAGCAGCAGCGCCCGGAGUAGCAGCAGCAGCAGCAGUACAAGGGCCAGUAGCAGCAGCAGCAGCAGCAACAGGACCAGCAGCAGCAGCAGCAGCAGCAGCAGCAGCAGGACUCGCAUGCAGGGAUGGGGGGAGGAAGCAGCAAUUCGUUUAAAAGCGCAGCUAAGCGAUGUGUGGAGUUUUGGCAUCGCCAUCUCAGAAACUCCACAAGCUGAGCCCGGCCGUGAAGAAAUCUCCCCUGAGAAAGCUGUGACAGCUGCAGCAGCAGCAGAAGCAGCAGAAGCAGCAGCAGCAGCAGCAGGUGCAUCAUGCAAUGCUGAGGCGUCCCCAAACAAGGGUGUUGCUGUCUCUCCUGCUGCAGCAGCAGCAGCAGCUGCUGCUGCUGCUCCUAAGGCAAGGAGAGGCCCGUCGCCUGCUGCUGCUGCCAAACGCGGAACACGCAGCGCCUCCCAAAGAAAUGCAGCAGCAGCAGCAGCUGCUGCUGCUGCACCAGCAGCUGCCAGGAAGCGGAAGGCUUUUGGUUCUGCAGGGAGUGCUGCUGCUGCAUCUGCUGCUGAAGGAGGCUCUAGCCCAGAAACAGCAGCAGCAGCAGCAGCAGCAGAACCAGCAGCAGCAGCUCCGCGGCUUACAGGAAAGAAGAGAGGAGCAGCAGCAGCAAAACAGGCGGCGGCAAAGAAACCUGCAAUGGAAGAAGCAAACGAAGUUGGGGGAUCUGCAGCAGCAGCAGCAACAGCAGCAGCAGCAGCAACAGCAGCAGCAGCACCAACAACAACAACAGCUGCAGCAGCAGCAACAGCCGCAGGUGGAGGCCCAGUGGGCGAUGCUGUGGAUAUUGAGGUGUCUGGGAGGAACUGUAAACCCAACAGUACCACAACCAGCAGCAGCAGCAGCAGCAGCAGCAGUACUAGCAGCAGCAGCAGCAGCAGCAGCAGCAGGAGCAGCAGCAAGCUAUGUUUGCCUCCUUGUAUAAUGCAGUGGGUAGCAGCAGAUGCAACAUAUAGUUUAUAUUGGGCAGCAGUUCAUGAGAUUAUUGCUCAUCUAGGCUUAGGCCUCUUCCAGACACCAAGGCAGCAGCAGCAGCAGAAGCAGCAGCAGCAGCAGCAGCAGCAGCAGCAGCAGCAGCAGCAGCAGCACAUGCAGCAGCAGAUGGAGGAACAAGUACAAGAAAGGGAACAAAAGGAGCAACAGCAGAAAGAGCAGCAGCAAAUUAUACAGAUGCAGCAGCAACAACAGCAAAUACACCAGGAGCUACAGCUACAUCCACUGCCGCUGCAACAGGAACAGCCGCAGCAGCAGCAGCAGCAACUGCAGCAGCAGCAGCAACUGCAGCAGCAGCAGCAGGAUCACGAGCAGGAGCAGCCAGUUGCUGUUGGCAUUGGAUCUGAAGAUAUGCUGCAGAAGGGCAUUAGUGGUUUAGCUUCCUCUUCUCAGCACCAGCAGCAGCAGCAGCAGCAGCAAGUGCAGCAGCAGCAGCAACAGAAGCAGCAGCAAAUACAGCAGCAGCACCAGCAUCAUCACCAACAGCACAAGCACCAUCACAAUCACCCACACCACCCACAGCAGCAGCAGCAGCAGCAACAGCAGCAGCAGCAACAGCAGCAGCAGCAGCAGCAGCAGCAACAGCAGGUGGAGCCUAUAUGGCGUCAGCUACGUGCAGUGCAUGCAGCGCAGCAGGAGCAGCAAUUUGCUGCACUAGAGGAGGUUGCCUCCGCCCGGGCUGCUGCACUGCAGCAGCAGCAGCUGCAGCAGCAGUACAGCCGCUGCAGCAGCAGCUUCUGGUGUCUCCUUGCUCAUCUCUUAGCCUUCGACCCGCAGCAAAGACUUCUUCUUCCUGAGGCCCUUGGGCACCCAUGGUUUAACCCCAUAGACCAGCAGCAGCAGCAGCAGCAGCAGCAGCAGCAGCAGCAGCAGCUGGAGCAGGAGAGGGAGCAGCAGGAGUCACAGAUGGAUAAGGUAGAGGAACUGCCACUUGAUGCAACAGCAGCAGCAGCAGCAGCAACUGCAGCAACUGCAGCAGGAGCAACUGCAGCAAGCAACGCCUCUCACGCUGCCGAUACCCAAGACCACAUCACCACUACCACUACCACCACCACCACCACCACCACCACCACCAGCAACAGCAGCAGCAGCAGCAGCAGCAGCAGCAGCAGCAGCAGCAGCAGCAGCAGCAAUGUAUUUGAAUUGAUAGAUAAUCUUCCUGGUUAUUUAUCUUUUCAUCUUGAGGCAGAGCACAACCCCAAUAGACCCCUCCGUCUUCGUUAUAAUAUACCUCCUAAGGGGCCCCCGCUGCAGCAGCUGCAGCAGCAGCAGCAACAGCAACAGCAACAACAGCAGCAGCAGCAGCAGCAGUUGCAACAGUUGCAACAGCAGCAGAUACAGCAGGCAAAGAGCAUUCUUGCACUUUCUCCUUCUGCAACACGCCGCGGAGGGACACCCAGUAGAGGUGCAACGCCCCCGCCAGCAGCAGCAGCAGCAGCAGCAGCAGCAGGCGAAGAGUCAGCAGCAGCAGCAGCAGCAGAUGAUGAUGAUAACCCUCCCACCCUCUACCGACUGUAUGGCAGCGUGCAGCGCAAGCCCCACGCCUGGUUCUGUGGGGCCCUCUUUGGCAUGCAGGAGCAGCAGCUAAAGCUGAUGCUUAAUGGCCCGCAGCAGCAGCAGCAGCAGCAGCAGCAGCAGCAGCAGCAGCAGCAAAAGCAGCAACAGCAGCAGAAGCAGCAACAACAGCAGCAGCAGCAGGACGUUAGCGACAGCAAUGACAAAGAAAACCAAAAGAUUCAAACAGACGGAGACAAAACUUUGUUAGAGCAGCAGAAUCUGCUGCUGCAGCAGCAGCAGCAGCAGCAGCAGCAGGACCCAUCCAAGUGUACAACUAGACAUACCAGCAGCAACAGCAGCAGCAGCAUUAGCCGUUACAGCAGCAAGGAAGACAUGGCACCAUGGCAGUUUGCUGCUGCACUUCCUGCUGCAGUAUUAGCUGUAGCAAGACAAGAAGCAACCGUGCUGCAGCAAGUAGAGGAAAAUAUCUACAGCAGCAGCGGUUUGCUGCUGCGGUUGCUGCUAGCAUGGAAGCAGCAAAAGGGUGUUACUUGGGGGGAAUGCUGCUCCUCUGCUGCUGCACAUUAUCUAGGGAAGCUGCUGCUGCGUUAUAGGGCAGCUAAGAGAAAACGCAGCAAAGCUGCAGCUGCAGCAGCAGCAGCAGCAGCUGCUGCUGCUGCUGCUGCUGUUGCUGCACCGAAACAGCCACCUCAUAUGCCACGAGCACACAUUACUACAGACCACAAGGGUGGCUCUAGCAGCAGCAGCAGCAGCAGCAGCAACAGCAACAGAACGAAGCGCUCUUUGCAUGCAGGGGAACUACCCGAGGGUGUUGGGGCUGUUCAGCCUAGCAGCAACCCAUCAGCAGCAAAAAGGCAACGACCAGCUGCAGCAGCAGCAGCUGCAGCAGCUGCUGCUGCCCCUACUGCUGCAGCACCUGCUGGUGCAGCAGAAGUGCCCGCUGCAGACCCGCCUGUCUGUUGA